Molecule: messenger RNA, 5940 nt
Organism: Phyllotreta striolata
Lineage: Eukaryota; Metazoa; Arthropoda; Insecta; Coleoptera; Chrysomelidae
Source: the annotation of a GenBank genome assembly
GUCACAUUCGGUUUAUGACGUUUGUGUUUGGCGCUCUCUUUGUUGAAUAUUUUACAAAAAAUGCAAAAAAUUAGAUAAAAAUAUCAAAUGGUUCGCAUUUGGUUUGGUAAUUCGAUUUAAAAAAAUGUGCACGUUCAUUGAAAUGGACGACAAAGUUGCCUCGGAAUAUUUAAAUGGAACAGACGACGAAGACGAGAAAGAAUCCGCUAUUAGUAAACAGAUCUACAAAGUAUUAAUAGAUGCUAUUAAUAAGGACAAACAAGGUUUAGUUGAAGUUUUAUUGAAAUGGAAAAUUUGCCAUUCAAAGAGGUUAUUGCCUAUCAUGGACAAAAUAUGCAGUGUGAUGACAAAAGGGGUCCUCAAAACCGUUUUGCUGGACGUUAUUAAUAAAAUUAUGUCGCCCGAAGAAAAUUUGGUUCCUGUAAGAGAUACUCUUAUUGACGUAGGUUUACUAUUGUCUGCUUCUUUAUCAGCAGCAGACUUAACAGAAAAAGAAUAUGCUUCAUUUCUUGACAAAAUGAAGAGCAGGUACAUUCCUGCGAUGACUGAUUUCCAAAAUUCGAAUUACUCUAAUUGGCAUAAAAUAUGGAUGUGUCUCGUUAAAUUCUGCGGCAAGAAGCUUCACCAAUCCACGGAUUUAACGAACAACCUGCUUAGAAUAGUAGAAAACGCUUUCCGAAACUCUUCCAACGAACAAAGACUGAAAGGAUACGACUGUUGGAAAGAAUUUAUCGACAACGCCGGCUUAGACAAAGAUUAUUUAUGCAAAAACAAACAAAUUACGCUUUUAGUAACGCCUUUACGAGCGAAAUUCUCCAAACAAGAGAGUAUAAUUUACAAGAGAUUCGAGGUGUUUGUUUACCUCCUGGAGACGCUGCAAGACAGAGCAGUUUUGUGUUUAAAACCGUUCCUGGAAGUCGUUUUCGGGACUUUGGACAAUUCCAAAUUGGGUCUGGCUAAAAGCGUUAAACAAAUCACACCGAAAAGUAUACAAGUUCUGAUUGGUAUCUUAGGACACGGACAUGGAGAUGAUUUCGAAUGUGUUGAUGUCGGUGUUCGUUUCGACCGGCCUGUAAUUAACGAAACAAACUUCAAAAACUUCUACGAAUCUUUGGUAAACUCGGUGAUUCAAUCGUGCAGUUUGCUUAAUCACGAGACCACGAAAAUUCAAAAAGAUAGGGUGAUGCAAUGUCUUUGGAAGUCCUUGUUCAAUCACAUCAUAUCUUCCCCAACGACUGAUAAAAAAAUAUAUUUUUCUUUAAUAAAGGACCAUUUAGAUACGUUAUUGAAGCACAAAGAAAAUCCUUUUAACCAAGAACUACUCAAGAUUAUAUUUAAAACCGCCAUGUCUUUUAACAGUUACGAUAUGGACGGUGUGUUGUUAAAGCAAUUUCUCGUUAUUUUUAUCACUUUAGACGUCGGAUCUCUUCAAGAUGAAUUUUGCGAAUACAUCCUACAGUGCGCCCUGAACGAUUUUUCCGAAGAAAAUGAAACGUUGGUUUACCAAACCGUUGUAAACUGUCUGAUUAGUACAAAAAUGGAAGCCGCUAUCGUUCCGAAUUACGAAAAAAUUUGGCUGCAUUUAAUGGACUCGCUGACAAUUAAUCAGAAUUUGAUUACCUCGGAAAUUGCCAAUUUCUACGAAUGUUUCAUGUGGCCUUUGAGUAACUUACAUAUAUUCCAAGAGACUGAGAAAAAGCAAAUCAUUGUAUGUUGGAUUAAACAGCUGCAUAAAUUGACAUCUAAUAACGAGAGUAAGAAAAUUAAUAUAAUCAACGAUACGAAGCAUCGUUUGGAAAACAAUCCGUCUAUAACUCCAAAUGGUCUAUCAUUAUUAAAUGCAAUGUCCCAAUGUGAAACAAAGUUUUCUUCAGAUUUCGUUACGAAUCUACUCACAGCCGUGUCUUCAAUACUCCUGAGCAAAGCUAAACUAUCAAACGAUGAUGAAAUUAAAAUAUGCCAUUUAGUGACACAGUAUUUGGAUCCUUCUUUGAACUGUUACAAAGACAGAAACGAACUCGUGGUAAAGUCUGUGAGCUCCUGCAUCAAAUCCUUACUAUCCACUUCGUACGGUAUUAAAAUAAUCGAAGAAUUGCAUCAGUUUUUAAAAAAUUCCUCCAACGCCUUAAACCACUCGUUCUCCAUUCAUUUGAAACCAUUUCUGGUGACUAUGCACAAGGAAUCUUCGAAAAACAACGACCCGAAAAGUCCGCAAAUAAAUAAACUCCUAAUGGCUUUCAACGAAAACGAAUCCAAACGAACUUUCAUCGUUCCCACGAAACGUUCAGCGCGAAUGGUUAAAACCGCCUCCGAUAACACCUUCAAGCUGUUCGGGAAAGAUUCCGAUGAUCUUACCGAAGUACAGAAGCUCUCGAAGACCAGCAAAAAAGCUAAAACCUCGAAAUUAUCGAUUUCCAAACCGCUGCUCGAAGAAAACUCCGAAGAUUUCGUCGCGAUCGAUACGGAGGUCAAGCUCCAGCCGGACAAGCUCAGCGAACACCAAAAGGAAGUGUUGAAAACCAGAAGGCCCGACAUUCCGGCCCUGUACGAAGAUCUCUCUCAAAGCGUCAGCCAAGAUUUAUUUAAUUUCGCCGGGAAAGAGAAAAGCGCUAGUAAAAACGAAACCUGUCGAGUCGAAUCUAAAGAACAAGAUGUUCCACACAGCAUCGAUUUGUUCUCUCAAGAGUCUAAUGAUACAAAUAAAAUCGAAUGCACAUCAACUAACGGCGAUACGAAUAAGCUAUUUAGUGAUAAACGAAAUAAUUCAGUGGUUGGUGAGACGAAUCCACCGCUUUCUAAUAACCUAAACGAAUCUCCUUUGGACGAUUCCAGCAAAUUACCUGAACACAUUCAAUCUUCCGAUGACUCGAACGACCCGCUCGUCGGCAAAUCGCCGAAGACGAGCAGAGAGAUAAGACGUUUGAACAUCUCCAUAGUGGGAGUCGACGAGUACUUCGGCCACGAAAGCCGAACGAGAACCAAGAAACUCUCGAAGAAAGCCGAAGAGACCAAAUCGAUGGAGGAACGCAAGGCCGCGCAGAAAUCGCAGCCGCCGCGCAAACCGGGACGGCCGCGUAAAUCGAAAAAACUCCUCAACUUCCUCGGCAAGCGUAAAGCGCUGGAAUCGCCCGUUUCCAACGGCUCCGACGCUCCGAUUUCGACGGAAACCCCGCCGGAAAUCGAGCAGGAGAAGCCAGUCAGGCCGAUCAUUAACGCGGAGGAUACCAAAACUCCCAUUCAAACGAAAAAACCGCGACGCCGGGCGAAGUCCUGUCCGGCCGACGGCGUGCUGAGAUCCAUCGGACAGGCCAACGGCAAGCCGUACAAUUCGUUGGACAACAGAAAACUCAACGGGCGCAAAUCGCGCGACGACGCCUCGACGAUCAUCACGAACAACACCAAGUCACCCGAUUCGUCGGAGAAGAAGAAACGGGCGCAUCGACGAAAGCUCGAAAACUUCAAAAUAGACAAUCAAAACGUCGAGGAGAACAUCAAAAUGACGAUCAGACGGGUGACCUCGCCCAAAUCGAGUUUGGCCGGAACGGCGGAGAAGACGCACAAGCGGAAGAAAUUGGAGGAUCUCAUGGCGAACAUUUCGAACAUCAAGGACACCGAAGACGUCAUAGAGAGCUCGCAGGAUUCGAUCGUCAAAACGCUCGAUGCUUCGAAAUCUCGCGUGACCGAAGAACGGGAAAUCACCAGCCAAGAUACCACGCUCACGGUGGAUUCGACGGAGGGCGAAUCGUCCCCGAAGCCGCCCCGAAGGCCCUCUCUCACCGAAUCCGAAUUGUUCGCCUCCCGCAUGGACACGAUGUCCGUCUGCGAAACCGACGACGACGCCACCCAAUCGACCUGUACCCAACAGAGCGCCGGUUCGAUUGUAUCCUCUUCGCUGUCUUGUACUCCUCGCAAACUCACCGUCUUCUUACCCUCGUCGCCCAUCAACUCCGAGACGCCUACUAGGAACAACGAAUUGAUGAGCAGCACGAUAGACAUCUCGCCGAUAUCUUCGAAAAACCUUUCGCUAGAGGAUUUCGGAGAGAAGCCUGAAAUAGUCGGUUUAAACGAAGUAGCCUCGUCGGAUGAUAAGAUAAACGAAUUGCCAGCGAUCGAACGGAAGCCGGAAUUAAUUGGUAAUCGUACGAAAGAUGAUCAUACAUUAGAAGACGAAUCGAAGCUCAUCAACGAGCAAUUCGAGAGAUUCAUGAGCGAAUCGUUGGCCGUGAAGAAACUACCGCUGAUGAACGUGAAGUUCGGUACCAUUUCGUCGCCUUCGUUGAAAACCCUCAAAUCCGCCGGCGCGUCGAAGCAACCGGAGGCUUAUACCGAAAGCGACAUCCUGACGUUUUCGCGGGAGAUCCCCAGCCCGUACGCGGUGCCCAAAAGCUCCAUACUGAAGCGGAAGAUGUGCGACGGCGCCGACAACGACGGGUACUCCCCCUGCCCGAAGAGGAAGCGCGUGAACUUCAGCGACCCGUGCCUGACGUCCAAGAAGAUCAUCGUCGACGACGACCAGCAGCAGCGGCAGGCGAAGCGCCUCUUCGAAGAGGCGCCGUCGGAGGCGGCUCCUCCGCCGCCGCCGCCGAAGGGCAAGCCGAUCUACGCGCGGCUGGCGCUCUGCGAGGACGACGCGCGGGCGAUCGUCAAGCGCUUGGCCGGGCCGCUGUUCCUGCAGGCGUCCAUGGACAAGCUGAAGGAGAUGAACGUGAAGACGGUGGGCGAUUUGGCGCGAUUGAGCGAGGCCGAGGUGGGCGCGUUGCCGUUGAAGGUGCCCGUCGUCGCCAAUUUGCUGGGCGCUCUGGAGAAUCAUUAUAAGAAAACGGUUCAAUGUAAAAACGAUGGGAAAGUUGAUGGUGCGAAAGCGCUUGAGGGGAAAGUUGAUGAUGCGAGAGUGCUUGAGAGUAAAGUUGAUGAUGCAAAAGUGCUUGUAGAGAAAGUUGAUGAUGCAAAAGUGCUUGAUAGUAAAGUUGAUGAUGCAAAAGUGCUUGUAGAGAAAGUUGAUAAUGCGAGAGUGCUUGUAGAGAAAGUUGAUGAUGCAAAAGUGCUUGUAGAGAAAGUUGAUAAUGCGAGAGUGCUUGUAGAGAAAGUUGAUGAUGUGAGAGUGCUUGUAGAGAAAGUUGAUGAUACAAGAGUGCUUGAGGGGAAAGUUGAUGAUGGUAGAGUGCUUGAAGAGAAAGUUGAUGAUACAAGAGUGCUUGAGGGGAAAGUUGAUGAUGGUAGAGUGCUUGAGGGGAAAGUUGAUGAUGCGAGAGUGCUUGAAGAGAAAGUUGAUGAUGGGAGAGAACCGAUUUUGGAAGAUAGUAAAGCGGAGGAGGCGCGUGAAGAUCCUGCGAGUUAUCUCGAUGCAUCGAAAGCUUUUCUCGAGAGGUUUCUUAAGGAUGGAAUCGAAUCGUCGAAAGCUGAUAGGAUAAAGACUGUGGCUAAAUACGUGCAGGAUUGUAAUAGUAUUCUCAUUGGUUUUAUUUGUAGUAUAGAAGACAGCAAUAGAUAAGUUUUAAUUAUUGUUUUUAUCGAUUUUCUUGUAUCUUAUUAUUGAUUUGUUCGUGGUGAACUGGAAGUUGUAUUUCUACUAACAAACCUAUAUUUUGCUGGAUGUUUAUUGUUUAUUGCAAAUAGGAAUGAUGUUUAAUUGAUCUUUAAGGAUUUAUUUUUAGUAUAUUUGAAGUAACAUGUAUACGAAAAAAACUAUCUUUUUUUCAUUUUGAAAGGUAAAUUUUAUUCCUAUUGAUCAAGAAUUUUUUGAAGCGUACCCAAUCUUUAUAUAUUGUUUAAUUUAGAUAUUUUCGAAAAGAAUAAAAUAUAUUCCACUUUUCUACGUAAUUCUUGUUAAAACUUUCUAGUGGAUCGGAGUUGUUUUCAUAUUGAAAAAUAAUUGUUUCAAAUUGAUACCGUUAAUUUAAGAAUAAUUUUUGUGUCAACAGACAUUCGAAAUGGAAAAAA